Messenger RNA from Penicillium alfredii, 2109 nucleotides. RefSeq names its product CeGAL family transcription factor. The transcript has a single exon. Gene Ontology annotation, biological process: DNA-templated transcription. Lineage: Eukaryota; Fungi; Ascomycota; Eurotiomycetes; Eurotiales; Aspergillaceae. The record is from RefSeq and is a predicted model, not a curated record. Bases 1 to 2109 code for a protein of 702 amino acids. Gene Ontology annotation, molecular function: zinc ion binding; DNA binding.
AUGGCAUCGCCUUCUUCCGCCAGUACAAGAUUCGAUGAGAAUGACCCAGAAUGGACAUACGCUCCUCGUGCGGCCAAGCGUCGCAAGCGCGCAUCGACAGUGGGGACUUGCAAACCCUCGCCCCGUGAAAUUGGCUUCAUGAGGGAGCCUCGCGAUGAUGAAUCUGCGAGUUUUCUUGGAAGUUCCAGCGGUAUUCAUUUCAUUCGACACGUCUACAAUGCUUUUGCGCGGCGCUCAGCCGACUUGAAUCAGACACGAUCCCGCGAUCGAAGCUCGGUUCCGGGCGAAGAUGACCGAUUGCACCGAAGCCCAGGGGGCUGCCAUGAUUCCGACGAUUUGUGGUUAAAAUCUGAAUUGAAUUUGGCUACAAAUCCUACAUUUUCCUUCGAGGAUCUUGUCAAAUGGACACGCAGCUACUUUCAAAACUGGCAUCCGAUCUUUCCAUGUCUCCAUGCACCAACGGUGCUCAAAGUCAUGGAGCGAGUGAGCCAUAGAGAGCCAGGAUCUGUGAGCCGGUUAGACAUGAUGAUCCUUCGCUCCAUGAUUUCUAUCUCCCUGGGGGAUAGCAGACAGACAGCGGCUCCGGAAUCCAAGAUCGGUCCGAUUCCGGCAACCCUCGUGUUUCGAACCGUGCAACAAGUAAUGCAUGAAGUGCAGAUUCUCCUCGAGGAGCGAACAACUCUUCCACUGCUGCAAGCAGCGUUUACGGCUCAGCUCGCACUCACCUCGCUCUUGCGCCUCAACGCUGCUUCUCGAGUGGGGGGAGUGAUCACUCGGACUGCAUUCCACCUUGGCCUGCACCGAUGCCCAGGACGCUUUUCGUGUUUUAAUGAUGAGGAAUUUGACAUUCGACGACGCCUGUUUUGGUCAAUUUAUUCCGUCGAGAGAUAUCUCUCCCAAGCACUUGGAAUGCCACUUGGUAUUCGUGAUGAUGACAUUGACGUCUGUUACCCGGGGAUUGAAAGGCAUUCUACUGCUGCAUCCAAGCAUUCUGACGACCAGCGCUUGCGACUUCUCUGCCAUUUUGCGAAAUUCGCCAGGAUCCGCGGGCUGAUCCUGGAAUUGCGCAACAAAUCGAUACUUCACAGUCACGCCAGCUCAGUUGAGGCGGCCCACGUUAAUAGUGAACUGUCCCAGUGGUGGAAUGAAGUCUAUGACGAUGUGUAUCCGAUUGACGAACAUGUUGAUAUUGGAGAAGAGCAAGGUCCACCUGUCCAGCCAUACCAUCGAUUGGUGCUGAUCAUCCUGAGAUAUGAGGCGAUUAUCUCGAUGAAUCGACCAUUGCUUGCCGCAGAGAGACCCAGUCCUGAGUACAAAAACGCCUUGCAAACCUGUAUUGAAUCCUCACGAUCAUUGCUUGCGGCGCUGAAGCAAUCUAUGUCCUCUUCGUCGGAGGCACCGCUCGCUUGGCCCUCAUUUACGUGGGCAACGUGGAUGGCGUGUCUUAUUUUGAUGUAUGCGUCGUGGGAGGGCGAAUUUGUGAUACCAACCGCGCUGAAAUAUGCUCGAAUGGGUAUCUAUAUUCUGCAAAACCUGGCACUGCGUGGAAGUAGCUGGCCCGAAACCUGUAUCGAGGCGAUCAGAGGCAUGGAGUCGGCUUUGUUGACGUAUGCCUCUCAUGGGCAGCGCUCGAAAAUUGCGACAACCUCAGAAGAGGGACAGAGUGAGCUUCAACCUUCAACCGGAAUACCCGUGGACGGAAAUACAACAUCUGCAAACAACUUAGCCAACCAUGCUACAAAUUCCCAAGCCAGUGUUACCCACCUCACACCAGCACGGGCAGAAUAUCUUGCAGCCAAUGGAUCUCAGGACCUGUCAAUCUCCACUGCAGCACAUCCGCAUGCUACUCGAGGGUUUGAAUCCGAAAUAUCUGAUUCUGCCAUCGUCUCCCCACACCAUGAUGGAGGCAAUAAUGACCUCGGUCCCGAACACGACGGGUAUCUAAACGCAGGUCUCAUAUUUGGAAAUAUGGCUGAUAGCAAUGUCCCGUUCUACCCAGGGAUUGCCGGCCAAAGCUCCUUACCUUUCUCGGAAUCCCCCUCACUCUUCAUGAAUGAUCUAUGGAGUGUGGCAGAUGGGCCAUGGAUGAUUCACGGCAAUUUCUUGUAA